GAGGCUGAACCACAAAGUGAAAGUAUUUUCUUCGCUUAUGAGAUUUGCCACUUGGACUACAGGGAGAUUGUGAGAUUUGCCACUUGGACUACAGGGAGAUUGUGAGAUUUGCCACUUGGACUACAGGGAGAUUGUGAGAUUUGCCACUUGGACUACAGGGAGAUUGUGAGAUUUGCCACUUGGACUACAGGGAGAUUGAGAUUUGCCACUUGGACUACAGGGAGAUUGUGAGAUUUGCCACUUGGACUACAGGGAGAUUGUGAGAUUUGCCACUUGGACUACAGGGAGAUUGUGAGAUUUGCCACUUGGACUACAGGGAGAUUGUGAGAUUUGCCACUUGGACUACAGGGAGAUUGUGAGAUUUGCCACUUGGACUACAGGGAGAUUGUGAGAUUUGCCACUUGGACUACAGGGAGAUUGUGAGAUUUGCCACUUGGACUACAGGGAGAUUGGAAUCAAAUUGAGAAAGGCCUUAACAUGGCGUUGGUCUUCAGCUUGUCCACUCUCAUGUUUCUCAUCACUGGGAUGGAGACAUCCAAAAGUCUAAGUCAGGGCCCAGAGUUGAAGCUGGUCAUCCAGGAGGACUCUGGGAAGGAUGCAGUCCUACAGUGCUCUGUGAACAUCAGUGAGAAAUCCCCUGGUAAUGUAAACAUAGAGAAGGUCGUGUGGUGGAGGCUGGACCAGAAUGGUCUUCACAAAGGUGAACCUGUGUUCAUAUGCAACAUAUUCAAUCAACAAUCCUCCAAUCCCAGGUUGCAGCUGAACCCAAAAUAUCAGCUUUCCAUGCCACCUGCCAAUGAGAAAGACAAAGUUGUGUCCCUGUUGGUCAAAGAAACGCAGCCUGAAGACGAGGGUCCUUAUGAGUGUGUGGUGAACACUGACAGUGGAAUCACAAAUUGUAACUGCAUGCUGAAGCUCACAGUACGAGACCAGCACCAGGGUCCUGGAAAUGUUGCGGAUAAACAGGAGAUUCCAAAGAACAGUUACAUGAGUGUGGCUGCUGUAUGUGUGGUAGUAGGCUCUCUUGCCAUUGGACUGCUGCUUCUCAAGCUGUUUCAAGCCAGAAGACUCAGACAAGGAGAAAUGGAGUGCACGCAUUGUCCUGCUAUCAAGCUAAUUGUUAGCAGCAUUGUCUGUAGUUGUUAAUCACACCAGACUAUUCUUUCAUAAUUGUUUUAUAUAUUGUAACUAAAACCUGAUAUGAAACAAAUGCACAUAUUUAGUGGACAUUGAUUUGAUAGUGAAGACACUAGUGUGAUACAGUAGCAGUGUGUGAAAUUGAUCUUGACAGAACACAUUUACUUUGUGCAUCACAAUUUGAAUAAGUAAUUUAUUCAGAAGCCAAUAUUGUGUUUUAGUUAAUUUGAGAGUUGCUUUAGUUGACAAAUGCCAUGUUUUUUAUUGUUACAAAGUGGGAUUCAAAUGUAUUUAAUUGUCAUUU
This is a messenger RNA of Oncorhynchus kisutch (coho salmon), 1441 nucleotides long. RefSeq lists its product as uncharacterized. Bases 478 to 1146 code for a protein of 222 amino acids. The transcript is spliced from 5 exons. NCBI's taxonomy places the organism in Eukaryota, Metazoa, Chordata, Actinopteri, Salmoniformes, Salmonidae. The record is from RefSeq and is a predicted model, not a curated record.